AUGGAUGGUUGCGCCUUUGAGCAAUCCGCGCUGAUACAGUGUGAUAUUGGCAGCGAUCCGGAUCUUUCCAUGUCAGGCACGGAGUGCUUGAGUCUGAAUGUGACUGUUCCUCCUGACACUUCUGUGUCUGGAGUACUGCCAGUCAUGAUCUUUAUUCAUGGUGGCGGCUUCAUCAUGGGUGGUUCACACUGGCCGCAACAUGAUCCUUGUCGGCUGGUUAAGAUGUCUGUGGAAAUGGACAUGCCUGUUGUCGUGGUCAAUAUCAAUUUUUGCCUGGGUAUACUGGGUAACCUAACCAGCGAGGAGUUGAGAAAAGCGGGAUAUUCUGGGAACAACAGCUUGAGGGGCCAGCAGUGUGCGCUGAGAUGGGUGAAUAAAUUCAUUGGAGGUUUUGGAGGGGACGGGGAUAAUGUGACGGUGUUUGGAGAGAGUGCUGGUGCUGUGUCGACUUUGCAUCAACUAAGUGCUGAAGAGCCAUUCUUCAAGCGUGCGAUCAGCAUGUCCGGGACACCGCUCAUGCUUCAGCCAAUGUCUGCCUCCACCGCCGAAGCAUCUUAUAACAGCAUUAUAAAAGCUGCAGGGCUUGGAAGCGCUUCGACGCAAGAAAGAAUCAAUCAUUUUCUCAACAUCAGCCCGGAAGAGCUUGUCAAAAUACCCAUGAACGUUCCUCUCAUUCUUUUCCAGGACAACGACAUCCUUCCUCAAACCCAACCUCACAUCGUCCUUUCUCCAUACGGCAUCAAUUUUUCGACACCCGACGACGAAGCAAAAGAUUUCAUCAUCGACCUAGCUACAGACUUCGCAUAUCAUGUACCUGGGCAACACUAUGCUUGGGCUUUCGAGGGCCAAACUUGUACAUACAUAUUCAAUCAAGGAAAUCCUUGGGAUGGGAUGUUCAAGGGAAAGAGUACGCAUUUGCUUGAUGCGGCAUUCUUGUUCCAGAACUUCAAUGAUCAUAUGGAUGAUGAGGCGAAGCAAACGGCCAGGAGGUUUGCAGAAAUCUUUGUAGUAUUUGCGAAUGGAAAGGCAAGUGUAACAUGGGAACAUGAUAUGGAAAGAAAUUACGGCAAAGGCGGUUGUGAGAGGAAUGAAUUGGAGAAAUUGGCAAAAGAAGAAAAUGUGGGUUUGGAUGAGUUGAGUGGGGCGUGGGAUCUGUUCUUGGCCGGAAAAUGA
Messenger RNA from Bipolaris sorokiniana ND90Pr, 1173 nucleotides. RefSeq lists its product as uncharacterized. The record is from RefSeq and is a predicted model, not a curated record. The transcript has 3 exons. Bases 1 to 1173 code for a protein of 390 amino acids. Lineage: Eukaryota; Fungi; Ascomycota; Dothideomycetes; Pleosporales; Pleosporaceae.